This is a messenger RNA of Diaporthe amygdali, 375 nucleotides long. Its product is annotated as pathosis related protein. NCBI's taxonomy places the organism in Eukaryota, Fungi, Ascomycota, Sordariomycetes, Diaporthales, Diaporthaceae. The record is from RefSeq and is a predicted model, not a curated record. Bases 1 to 375 code for a protein of 124 amino acids. The transcript is spliced from 2 exons.
AUGCAGUUCCUCACCACCACGCUUUCCCUUCUCUCGCUCUCCAGUGUUGCUCUUGGCUGCACGCGCUACACCGUCAAGUUCCGCUCAGCCAACGCCACCUGCGUUGACGACCAGGCCACAUUCAACGCCCACUGCAACGAAAUCAAGGCCACCAUCGCCGACUUCAGCACCGCCAACGAGUAUCUCUACGGCUCCGACUUCACCAACCAGUUCACCGGCUGCGACUCCUGCGGCGCCACGGACCCCAGGUGCCACUGCUCCGUUACCGCCUGGAGGUACCACGAGUGGCAGUCGACCGAGAACAAAUACGACACGGGAGCGUGGGAGAUCUCCCAGGACUGGACAGCCAUUGAUGGCAAGACUGUCGACUGUUAG